CACCGGAUAUCAUUAGCAACAAAGUAUAACCGAAAAACGGACUUAAACACGCGGAAGAGUAGCGACGCCGAUCGAACUUGCUAUCGUACCGAAACCACUGUUCUCAUCUCAUUCUACUUCACAACCCUUUUCUAUUUUGGUUCAGACAGGUUGAGUGGAGCUGUAAGAGGGACGCAAGUAAGCUGUAAGCUGAAAUAACGAGGAACUGUCAAAACAAAUCGCCUGCAGUUUGACAAUCAUGGUACGGAAAGUGACCUUAGCUACAUGUUCUCUGAACCAGUGGGCAAUGGAUUUCUCUGGAAAUAAAACUCGGAUCAUCGAGAGUAUACGGCAAGCAAAACAGAAAGGUGCCAGCUACAGGGUGGGACCAGAACUAGAAAUCACUGGGUAUAGCUGUGCUGAUCACUUCUUGGAGGAAGAUACAUUCCAGCAUUCUUUGGAAGUUCUGUCUGAGAUAAUGACCCACAGUGACUGUCAGAAAAUAGUUUGUGAUGUUGGAAUACCGAUCCUGCACAACAAUAUUGCAUACAAUUGCCGUGUGAUAUUUUAUAACAAGCGAAUACUUUUAAUUCGUCCCAAGCAGAAUAUGUGCAAUGAUGGGAACUACCGAGAGAUGCGAUGGUUCACGGGUUGGUCGAAGAUUAGACAUUGUGAAGACCAUGUCCUACCGAAAUUUAUUCAGGAAAUCUGUGGCCAGAAAACUGUGCCGUUUGGGGAUUGUGUUCUCAAGUUUGAUGAUAUUACCAUCGGAUUUGAAACCUGUGAAGAACUUUUUGGGCCACAGAGCCCAUUCAACUCCUUGUGUCAGGACAGUGUUGAUGUUAUCAUGAACAGCAGUGGCAGUCACCAUGAACUACGCAAGGCCAAUAUAAGAGUACAACAUAUACAGUCAGCAACAAGAAAGGGUGGUGGUGUGUAUGUCUACUCAAAUUUUCUUGGCUGUGAUGGUGACCGACUCUACUUUGAUGGGUGUUCCUCAGUUACUAUGAAUGGUAAGACCCUUGUCCAGGGUCCACAGUUUUCUGUCAAAGAUGUUGUGGUUCUCGUGGCCACAGUAGACCUGGAUGAUGUUGUCAGUUACCGGAAUCAGACUAAAAGUUUCUGCUUAACAGCUACAAACCAUGAAAGCUUUCCCCAGGUUCAACUCCCUAUUUCAUUCUCCACUAACAUGUUUGCCAAGACAAAUGAGCCAAUAGAAUGGCAGUAUCACACACCUGAAGAAGAAAUAAGCUUGGGUCCAGCCUGUUGGCUCUGGGACUAUCUGAGACGUUCUGGAAUGAAUGGAUUCUUCUUGCCCCUGAGUGGAGGAAUAGACAGUUCGAGUGUGGCCUGUAUAGUACACUCAAUGUGUCGUUUGGUGCAUGAAGCAGUCGUCAAUAAAGAUGCUACUGUUAUUGAAGAUCUGAAGAGGAUUUUGAAUUCUGACCAGAUACCAGACACACCGGAAGCACUUGCGAAUCAGUUGCUUACCACAUGCUACAUGGGAUCAUCAAACAGCUCAACUGAGACUCAACAGAGAGCCUCAGAUCUUGCGGGUCAAAUUGGAAGUUACCACCUGGAAAUCAGCAUCCAGACUAUUGUGGACACGAUUCUGGUUGUGUUCAUAGCAACCAUGUCGGUCACGCCUAAGUUUAGAAAGUUUGGUGGGACUUAUCGGGAAAACCAGGCCUUACAGAAUGUUCAGGCUCGGAUCAGGAUGGUACUAGCAUAUUUAUUUGCCCAACUGACUCUCUGGGCACGGGGUAAACCUGGAACUCUCCUUGUCCUUGGUUCAGCAAACAUAGAUGAAAGUCUCCGUGGCUACAUGACAAAAUAUGACUGCUCCAGUGCUGACAUUAACCCCAUCGGUGGAAUCAAUAAGACGGAUCUCAGGAAGUUUGUAGAAUACUAUAUGUCUCAUAUCCAACUGCUCUCUCUCAAGAAAAUUGCUGAUGCUCCUGCUACGGCUGAAUUAGAGCCACUGGAAGAUGGCAAAGUGGCACAAACUGAUGAGGAGGACAUGGGAAUGACAUACCAGGAGCUGUCAAUAUUUGGAAAUCUUCGCAAAAAGCAGAGAUGUGGACCUUACAAUAUGUUUGUGAAGCUGAUGUCGAUAUGGUCUGGUGAGGAAUUUGGGGAAAGCUUUCCUGAAGUAGUGUCCGACAAGGUGAAACACUUUUUCCGUUCGUAUUCAAUAAAUCGUCACAAAAUGACGGUGUUGACACCAUCCUACCAUGCUGAGAGCUACUCUCCUGAUGACAAUCGCUUUGAUCUCCGUCCUUUCCUCUACAAUGUCAAGUGGAACUGGCAGUUCCAAAAAAUUGACGACGCCGUCAAGAUGAUACGACACCAAAACGACAGCAUUAAGGUUGUCUGAGAUGAAUAUUCAAACAGGAACAAGUCGUCCAUAUUUUUUAAUCCAGACAACAGAUGAACCAUUUGGCAGAUGUGAAAUAAAGUUUUAUAUUUUUCCUUGGAGUA
Molecule: messenger RNA, 2460 nt
Organism: Octopus bimaculoides (California two-spot octopus)
Lineage: Eukaryota; Metazoa; Mollusca; Cephalopoda; Octopoda; Octopodidae
Product: glutamine-dependent NAD(+) synthetase
Biological process (GO): NAD+ biosynthetic process
Cellular component (GO): cytoplasm
Molecular function (GO): NAD+ synthase (glutamine-hydrolyzing) activity; ATP binding; glutaminase activity
Source: RefSeq, a predicted model, not a curated record